Phyllostomus hastatus (greater spear-nosed bat) is the source of this 2268-nucleotide messenger RNA. RefSeq lists its product as uncharacterized. NCBI's taxonomy places the organism in Eukaryota, Metazoa, Chordata, Mammalia, Chiroptera, Phyllostomidae. The coding region runs from base 544 to 1788 and encodes 414 amino acids. The transcript is spliced from 7 exons. The record is from RefSeq and is a predicted model, not a curated record.
UUAACCCGUGGACGGAACCUCAGCCGCCCGCUGUAUCGCGAUGAGCUCCAAGCCGCUGGCAAGCGUAGCCGGGGAGACCCCACCUCUGAGCCCACGGUGUCCAGGAAAGGCUUGCUGAGCGGAGUGCACGGCCGGCUCUGGAACCCCACCGCGCAUGGCCCGGAAGGCACGCUGCGAGCACGUGAGGACGGCUCGGGGAGGAGGGGCCCGGCCUGCACUUGGGCCCUGCCCUGAGGGCCACAGGCGAGCCUGGGGGGGAGGGAGAGGCGGGCCCAAGAGCCUGUCCCUCUGCCCCGGGCCCACGGCCUGUGGCAGCCUCUGGAGAGCGUCCUGUGGAUGGCCCACUGCCACCUUCCCGGUGCAGAUCACCGGGGUGGAAUGUGAGAGGGAGGACGACACGCUUCGGAAACACACCUCCUCCGGGAGGGUCCCCGGAGGGGCCAGUAACAGUCGCAGGCACGGACUGCGGGCUCACCCCAGUACCAGGCCGAAGGUCCCGUCCACCACGGAAGGCGCACGGAAGGACACAAACCCCGUGAGAGCAUGGAUGGCUACUCGCCUGCUGCGCUUUGCCGGGCUCCCCCAGUAACAGCCCUGCCCGCGGUGUGGGUCAUAACGGCCACACCGAGGAGACAGGGCUUGUCACAGGGGCUGACAGUGCCCAGAGAUGUCUGGCGGUCACCUACUUCUAGCCAGGAUUUCCAGGAUCAGCCGUAUUUUCAUAAAGCCCAAGCGCUGCAGAAUCACCGUCUCUGGAGGCGGCCGAGCAAGCUGACCGCGAACGGAGCACAGCCUGCGGCCAGCGCCCGCCGCCCGCCCUCACAGUGCCCGUGUGCAUGUUUCCAGCUUCGGCCUAACCUCCCACCAAACCUCCACGGAGCCACGGAACAGAGGGGCGCUGAAGCUGCCAGUCCCUGUGUCGGGGCCCAGAGCAACACCUGUCGGAGGAGAAUGAGGGUACCACACAGGUCUGUGCCACGCGUGCUCUCGAGAAGCUGUGGCAGCCCGCCCAGAAACGCCAAGAUCGCUCUACGGCUCUCGCUCUUGCCAUCUGGGGCCCUGCCUGCCCAUGACACUGUGCGCGGGCCGCCGGGCUCAGAAACGCAUUUACAGAGAGCCCCCGCCAAGCGUCCCCUUUUCCCGGCAAUCCCUGCCAGAGGUACUGGCGGCCUUCCGGCCGACUCAGAGGCUGACUCGGAGAGCAGGAUUCUAACCAUCCCACCCCCGAUUCCCUGUCAUCGGAGCGCGGUGCCCUGCACCGACCAGGCAGUGUGGGAACACAGGCUGUGUCUACAAAUACAACAAUCGCCCCAGGCAGUGCACAUUGAAGUAUCCAUGAGUGUCUCAAAAAAGUCCCUUUACGACUGGUCUGUUGCGAGCAGCGCUCCAGCGAAGCGUGGGCACAGCCCGGGGCCGAUGGCCUCCCUCGGUCUUCACCGCUCGUCCACGCCCUGGCCUCGGGGACUGGCUGGCUGCCUUCCGUGUGUCCCCCACACCUCCCCAGCCUCCGCGCAUCCUCUCAACUGGCUGCUAGACCUAGAGGCUUGGCUGGAUUCCGCCGACCUUCCUUCGGCAAGACGACUUCGGGGGGCCUGCUGUACUUCCCGCUGCAGAACGCCAGGGACGGCAGAAGUAAACGGCGCCUUCCUUACGAUGCUGCUCCUUCUGCACGGCCUGGCUGGUUCUCCUACAAAGUGCCCCCGUCCACUCCUCACUGCCCCGGAAGGCGCUCCGAACUGGACAGGAGGGAAACGUCUGGUUCUCUCCCUCUACCAACUUCCAGAAUGAUGAACGGGUGCCUUCCCGAUCUGCACAGGGUGAAGCGUGCGGUGUGUCCGUGCACACGGGCGUGAAAACAGACGUGUGUGUCUCCCCGGGGUGGACUUCCCUUUCCGUUGCUGUCCUGCCGGCGUGGCUCUUCAAAUGCCCCCGAGAGACGGUUUUUCUCUUUACAAAACAGGAAAUGUGUCAUGUGAAACACGGGCUGGUGAGGGUUAACUGACGGGUAAAGGAACAGCCCUUAGGAAGGGUCUAAGGCUGCACACAAAACAAAGUGAAGUUUAAAACGGACCAGAAUUUCGAUGGCCGCGAGCGCCGGGUGGGGGGGUCGCCGCUCCGGUCGCCUGACCGAGAACUCGCCAGGACGUGGGCGGGGCUGGGCGCCCGUGAAUUUCAGUAACUGCACGGCUUACUAAAUAUACGCGUGGUCUUGGGAUCUUGUUAUUUGUUCUACCCGGGCAGUCUGAUUUGACAGUUUUUAAAUAAAUU